AUGAUGGUUCCCGGAAAGCUUCUCGCUACCUGGGCGAUAGCUGCCAUCACCGGCGCCACAGCAGCUUUCUCCGAGAGUGUUGCCAGCCCUAGCUCGCCCAUUUCAUCUGACUCAUCUGGCUCGCCUGGCUCCGGUACCGCCUGCGUCAACAUUCCUUCGAAUAGAGCGUGCUGGACGGAAGGAUUUGACCUAUCCACAAACUACUACGAUGAAGUUCCAGAUACAGGCGUGGUCAGAGAGUACUGGUUCAAUGUCGAGAACGGCACCGCAUCUCCAGAUGGCUAUGAGAUGCCAGUGCAACUCAUCAAUGGAUCGUUCCCUGGCCCAACUAUUAUUGCUGACUGGGGUGACACUGUUGUUGUUCACCUGACCAACUCGCUGCAGACGAACGGAACCGGUCUCCAUUUCCAUGGUAUCAGACAGAACUGGACCGAUCAAAUGGAUGGCGUUCCUAGCAUCACUCAGUGCCCCAUCGCCCCCAACGACACUUAUACCUAUCAGUGGCGGGCUGUUGAAUAUGGAACCGGCUGGUAUCACUCUCACUUCUACGUGCAAGCUUGGGAUGGAGUCUUUGGUGGUAUCACCAUCAACGGACCGGCCUCAGCGAACUACGAUGUCGAUUUAGGCCACCUCUUCCUCAAUGACUGGUACCACCAAACUGCGGAUGAGCUUGUUACCAAAGCAGCCACGGGAGGGCCCCCAACAGCAGUCAAUGGUCUGAUCAACGGUACCAACACCUUCAACGACACCAUGGGCUCCAGGUUCGAAACGGUGUUCGAAGCCGGGACCAGGUAUCGCCUUCGCCUUGUCAAUGCCGCUGCAGAUAACCAUUUCCGUUUCAUGAUUGACAACCAUACCAUGGAGAUUAUUGCAACGGACUUUGUGCCGAUUGUCCCAUACAAUGCCACCCAGCUGAGCAUCGGUAUGGGUCAGCGCUACGACAUCAUUGUGGAGGCCAAGGAUCUUACCGAUGGCGACUUCUGGCUACGAUCUAUCGCACAGGAGUCUUGCUCCGAGUCUGAUGCCGUUGACAAUGUCAAGGGCAUCAUUCGAUACUCCAACUCGUCCACCUCAGAUCCCACGACCUCGGCGUACAGCUACACUGACUCAUGCUUGGAUGAGGCAUCCUCUAACCUGGUGCCUUACCUUCCCAUUAAUGCGUCUGACACUUACAUCAGCGCUGACGAGAAGGUUGCCGUCGAAGUCACAGACAAUGCACUUCUCUGGACGAUGAACAAGACUUCCAUGCAUACCCAGUGGGAGUAUCCUACCGCCAUGCAGAUUUCACAAAAGAACUCGACUUGGCUCACCAAGCAAAACGUCAUCCACCUGCCUGAUGCUGACAAGUGGGUGUAUAUGGUCAUCCACUCGCCUUUUGCCCAGGACCACCCCAUGCAUCUUCACGGCCACGAUUUCUGGGUUCUGGACUCUGGGUACGGCAACUUCGACAGCAAUCAGACUGAUCGCCUGGCCUUGGUAAACGCUCCCAGGAGAGAUGUAGCUAUGAUGCCUGGUAGUGGAUACUUAGUCAUCGCAUUCAAGACGAAUAACCCAGGUGCUUGGUUGAUGCACUGCCACAUUGCGUGGCACACCUCGGAAGGCUUCGCCGUUCAAAUUGUUGAGCGCGAGUCGGAGAUCACCUACGACACGGAUGUGCUGAACCAGACAUGCACCAACUGGAUGAACUACGUGGUCCAAUCUGACUUGAACCAAUACGAUUCCGGUGUCUAAGCUUCAAGGUCAUUGAUGUUUGUUGAAUAGUAGUAGUCUUCCUCAAGGCUCGCAGAACUCCAACUCUGAUAACAACGGAUAGAGAAGACAGAAGAUAGUCCAUGAUGUAAUAGCAGCUUAAUGCCUAAACACCUUUGUACAAGUUUCCAAUUUCAUGUGAACUGUAGCAUUCUCGUCAGUGGUUUCCAGCCCAUAGGAGUCUUUCAGAUCAAUCGGAUUGCGCCUAAUCCAUUUAAGAUGACUACGUUACCUGGGUACUUAUAUGGUUGAUGUGACUGUCAUCAGCAUGGUUGCUUGGGUUCGAUAAUUGCUCUGGUUCGAUAACCUUUUGUUAGCAGUUGUUUGAACUAACCACAUCCCAAGGGCGUCUGCCCAUCAGUUUCACCAGCAGAUCCAUGUUUGACCGGUGUUCAUGGAAACACGUGGUGAGGAACAAAGUACAUUAC
Colletotrichum godetiae is the source of this 2177-nucleotide messenger RNA. RefSeq names its product extracellular dihydrogeodin oxidase/laccase. The record is from RefSeq and is a predicted model, not a curated record. Bases 1 to 1731 code for a protein of 576 amino acids. Gene Ontology annotation, molecular function: copper ion binding; oxidoreductase activity. NCBI's taxonomy places the organism in Eukaryota, Fungi, Ascomycota, Sordariomycetes, Glomerellales, Glomerellaceae. The transcript has 5 exons.